Molecule: messenger RNA, 1911 nt
Organism: Rosa chinensis
Lineage: Eukaryota; Viridiplantae; Streptophyta; Magnoliopsida; Rosales; Rosaceae
Exons: 6
Coding region: 1-1911 (636 amino acids)
Molecular function (GO): nucleic acid binding; RNA-DNA hybrid ribonuclease activity
Source: RefSeq, a predicted model, not a curated record
AUGGCGGAAAAAGAGGUCUAUGAUCUAAUCGGGACCUUGGAAAUAGUUAAUGAGGAACUCUCUAACCCCGAAGAGGAAGAGGAAGACAUUCAGCUCGCCCCAGCAGCGUUGGACGACACACCUCCCAAGGUCAGGGACCCUACUGAAAAUGUCAAUCUUGGAACAAAAGACGAGCCCAUGGAAGUGGCUAUCAGUGCAUACUUAGAGCCUAGCGAGAAGGAGAGGCUCAUCGACUUAUUACGGGAAUUCAAGGACUGCUUCGCAGAAAAAUACGAAGACAUUCCAAGCCUGUCAACGGACUUGGUAUGCCAUCAGCUGCCAACACACCCUGACAAGAGGCCUGUGAAGCAAGAACUGAGAAGAAUGAAUUCGGAGACUCAGGUUCUAGUUAAAGAAGAAGUCAAGAAGAUGCAUAAAUCAGGCAUCAUUAGGGUGGCAAAGUAUAAUAAGUGGCUAUUCAACAUAGUGCCCGUUCGCAAGAAGAAUGGCAAGAUCCGAGUCUGUGUGGAUUACAGAGACCUUAAUGUGGCUACACCUAAAGAUGUUUAUCCCAUGUCGGUCGCGGAUAUGUUGGUAGACGCAAUAGCAGGGCAUGAAUUGUUAUCCUUUAUGGAUGGAACUGCAGGGUACCACCAGAUUCUAGUCGCGGAAGAAGACAGACAUAAGACUGCGUUUCGCUGCCCAGGCUUCGCCAGAUUUUUCGAGUACGUGUCUAAAAAGCGAGGGGAACAUAUCAUAGAUCUCAGAAAGGUUUUCGAGCGCUUGCAGCUACACAAGCUCAAGAUGAAUCCCGCCAAAUGCGUUUUCGGAGUUCAGGCAGGUGACUUUUUGGGGUUUAUAAUCCAUCAGAGAGGAAUCGAGGUUCCAGAAGAUAAGGCAAACGCGGUCAUCAACGCCUCUCCCCCACGAAUGAAGAAGGAGCUACAGCGACUGUUGGCAGCAGAGGCUUCCAUUGGCAGCCUCCUCGCUCAGGACGAUGAAGCUGGCGUCGAACAUGAUAUCUUUUACCUUAGUAGGACCCUCACAGACUGCGAAACAAGGUACACUCUCAUGGAAAGGUUGUGUCUCACUCUAUACUUCUCUGCUUGCAAGAAAGCAGUGAAAGGACAAGCCAUCGCAGACUUUCUGGCGCAUCACCCUAUGCUAGACAUUCCUACGGUAAGAGACUUGGAAGUUACGAGUGCCAUUGUAGCUCGCCCGGAUCUGGCAUGCUUACCUGAGUAUGCCAUGUUAUAUCAAGCCACGUUAGAGUUCCAAUGCACCAACAACCAGGCAAAAUAUGAGGCCCUUAUUAUUGGCCUAGAAGUGUUACUCGAACUAGGAGUCAGAGACAUCCAGGUACGCGGUGAUUCUUUACUCGUGAUCAAUCAGCUUCGCGCAAAGUACAGAUGUGGAUUUGGAGUAUAUUCCUCGAAAGGCAACUUCACAGCCAACGAACUCGCUCAGUUGGCUACCGCCAUUACUCUGAAGUAUGGGGUUCGCGAGCGAAUUCUCAAGGUUGAGCGACGCACGCUGCCUUCGUGGCUUGCACGACCUGACCCACCAGACGAGCCCACAGUGGCGGCUCUCGAUCCUAUUGAUGUGGACUGGCGUAUCCCGUUAAUCGCUUACUUCACGCAGUCAAAUCCCACUGCAGACAGGAAAACCCAUUUUCUGGCACUAAAUUACUUCCUCAGAGGUGACGAGCUGCGUCGACGUGGCGAGGAUGACAUCGAUUUCAGGUGUGUCUAUGGCCGCGAAGUGAAACGAUUAAUGCGAGAGGUGCAUGAAGGCGUGUGUGGAGCUCAUCAGGCGGGUCCGAAGAUGCGAUGGCUCAUCAGGAGACAUGGGUACUAUUGGCCCAGUAUUUUGAAGGAUUGUAUCGCAUUCGCAAAAGACUGCCCGGAUUUCCAAGCUCAUGGACCAGUCUAG